This is a messenger RNA of Manihot esculenta (cassava), 1541 nucleotides long. Its product is annotated as 1-aminocyclopropane-1-carboxylate synthase 7. The coding region runs from base 98 to 1420 and encodes 440 amino acids. Gene Ontology annotation, biological process: amino acid metabolic process; biosynthetic process. The record is from RefSeq and is a predicted model, not a curated record. NCBI's taxonomy places the organism in Eukaryota, Viridiplantae, Streptophyta, Magnoliopsida, Malpighiales, Euphorbiaceae. The transcript has 4 exons. Gene Ontology annotation, molecular function: transaminase activity; pyridoxal phosphate binding.
AGCCUCUCUCUCUCUCUCUCUCUCUCUUUCUCUCGCCUUCCAUACACAAAAGCUUGCGAGCUCUCAAGAAAAGCUUAGCGCUUGCUGUAAUCCUGUUAUGGCGAUAGAGAUUGAGCAACCUACUGUUCCGCUAUCAAGAGUUGCAGUUUCUGAAACUCAUGGAGAGGAUUCUCCAUACUUUGCAGGCUGGAAAGCAUAUGAUGAAGAUCCUUACGAUGAAUCAGAAAAUCCCUCAGGAGUUAUACAAAUGGGACUUGCUGAAAAUCAAGUUUCAUUUGAUUUAGUAGAAGAGUACUUGGAAAAGCAUCCGGAAGCUUCUACCUGGGGAAAAGGAGCUCCUGGGUUCAGAGAGAAUGCCUUGUUUCAAGAUUACCACGGGCUAAAAUCUUUCCGACAGGCAAUGGCAAGUUUCAUGGAACAGAUUAGAGGGGGAAGAGCAAAAUUUGACCCAGAUAGAGUAGUGUUAACUGCAGGCGCAACUGCAGCCAACGAGUUGUUAACCUUCAUUCUAGCUGAUCCUGGCGAUGCUUUGCUUGUUCCAACUCCAUAUUAUCCUGGAUUCGACAGAGAUUUGAGGUGGAGGACUGGUGUAAGAAUCCUACCCAUUCAUUGCGACAGCUCAAACAAUUUUCAGAUCACUCCUCAAGCCUUGGAAGCUGCAUAUAAAGAUGCAGAAGCCAUGAAAAUCAAAGUGAGAGGUGUUCUUAUAACAAAUCCUUCAAACCCAUUAGGUGCCACAAUCCAACGUUCAGUAUUGGAAGAGAUUCUUGAUUUCGUCACAAGAAAAAACAUCCAUCUUGUUUCUGAUGAAAUCUACUCAGGAUCUGCAUUCUCAUCAUCUGAAUUCGUAAGCAUUGCAGAAAUUCUUGAAGCUCGUGGAUAUAAAGAUUCAGAAAGAGUUCACAUUGUUUACAGUCUUUCAAAAGAUCUUGGUCUUCCAGGUUUUCGAGUUGGAACUAUAUAUUCAUACAAUGAAAAAGUUGUUACAACUGCAAGAAGGAUGUCUAGUUUCACCUUAAUUUCCUCGCAAACACAACAUCUCUUAGCUUGCAUGUUGUCUGACAAGAAAUUCACCGAGAAUUAUAUUAAGAUAAACAGACAAAGAUUAAGGAAAAGGUAUGAAAUGAUCAUUGAAGGAUUGAAAAAUGCUGGGAUCGAGUGUUUAAAAGGCAAUGCUGGGUUGUUUUGCUGGAUGAAUUUAAGUCCUUUGUUGAAGACACAAACAAGAGAAAGUGAAUUGUCUCUUUGGAAAUCUGUGAUUCAUGAAUUGAAGCUGAAUAUUUCUCCUGGUUCUUCUUGCCAUUGCUCUGAACCAGGCUGGUUUAGAGUUUGUUUUGCAAACAUGAGCGAGCAGACACUGGAAGUUGCACUGAAGAGGAUACAUAAUUUCAUGGAUCAAAGGAAAAAAGAAACCAACUAAAUCUCUUCUUACAGCAAUAUGCAAUUUUUUAAUGGCUUUAGCCAUUUUGAUUCUUUAAUUAGAUGACCAAACCCAAACCCAAACCCAGAAUUCAUUAUUACAUAUAUAAAUAUAUAUUGUA